Messenger RNA from Chaetomium fimeti, 3129 nucleotides. Its product is annotated as type I 3-dehydroquinase-domain-containing protein. Bases 129 to 2858 code for a protein of 909 amino acids. Gene Ontology annotation, biological process: chorismate biosynthetic process. The record is from RefSeq and is a predicted model, not a curated record. Gene Ontology annotation, molecular function: shikimate 3-dehydrogenase (NADP+) activity; 3-dehydroquinate dehydratase activity; 3-phosphoshikimate 1-carboxyvinyltransferase activity. The transcript is spliced from 2 exons. Lineage: Eukaryota; Fungi; Ascomycota; Sordariomycetes; Sordariales; Chaetomiaceae.
CGGGUCCGGGCGACAGACACCCAGCCCUACCUCCAUUCCAUACCGCCCGUCCACAUUAGGUACUUCAGGUCGUUGUAAAUGUUUCCCGUGUACUUAGCGACUGGCGUGGCUCUAUCGCUGGCAGGAUCAUGACCUCACCCGCCGCUACCGGCGUGAAGCGCUCCUACGCCGCGAUGGCCUUCGACUGGGACGGUCAGUCCCAAACCCCCACCGCCGAACCACGCCCGAGGUCCCGGCCUUUCUCCCCCGAGAGCAGGGACCCUGUCUACCCCGCGCCGCUCCAUCCAGCGCCGACAUUUUCGGCCGGACCAUCCCCCGGAGCCUACCGGUCGGCAUACCAGGCCCCGGCGCGCAAGAGCUCCAACCCAAAAGCCGCUAGCUACGAUGCAGACACGUCUAUCAUCAUCGCCGGUAUCCGGGGUGCCGGCAAGACAACACUGGCAGUUAUAGCCUCCUCUGCUAUGAACCGGAAAGUUGUUGAUCUCGAAAUGGCCUUUCGCGAGGUUACCGGCUUCUCCAGUCCGGCCUACAAGAAAGCGCACGGUGGUGCUGCUUGCCAGUCCCGCGAACUCGCCAUCCUGUACGAGGUCCUAGGAAGGCAUGGCAAAAAUGCCGUCAUUGUCUGCUCGUGGAUCGAGAGAGAUAUCCAGUCGGCCCUAGAGCGGCUGGAGAAGACUCACCCUGUCAUAUACGUUCUUCGUGACCCCAAGGCCAUCCAGAGCCACCUAAGGAUUGAAACCCUUCAGAAAGCCCGGGACAUUUUGGGUGCAAGCAGCACCUUCUUUAGAAACUGCACGCGUUACGAGUUCUUCAACGUCUCGGAGGAUAGCAGCAUGCCCGAUGAAUUCACAAACGAACGCCUUCCCUCGCCUUCGGCGGACCUUGACCGACCGACCGCACCAUAUCUCACGCUUAAGCGGGCUGAGAGACACUUUCUCAAGUUUCUCUCCCUGAUUCUCCCGAGCGGCUCCAUCCCUUUCAACGAAUCAGCCUUCCCGCUAGCACGCGUUCCUGCAGAAGCAAGACGGUUUACCUACGCUAUUUCCGUGCCGCUCUCCUCGUUCGUUCGCGGCGACCUCGACAUUCAGGAGUUCGAAAUUGGAGCCGAUGCCAUAGAAAUCAUUGUCGACGAUCUCAUCACCGACUACGCUAGCCAGUUGCGGUCAUCAACCGAUGUACCGUCCCACCGCGCCAGUGAAAUCAGCCGUGUCGUGGCACAAUUCCGGCGGGAUACCGUCAUUCCCAUCUUCUUUCAUGUGGCGUUCCCCGAAGCAGCGCUCUCAAACGAAUAUUGGCGAUCUCUUUACAUAUCAUACAUCCGGCACGGGCUACGUCUUGCACCCGAGUACAUCACCGUUGAUUUGAGGCUAGAGAGUCACAUACUUUCAAGCAUCAUCAGUGCCAAGGGGACCUGCAAAGUUGUGGGCAACCUCCAGCUGGAGGACACGGAUUCUCCCCUCUGGGACGCGCCGUUUUGGCGGUCGCACUAUGAAAAGGCACAAGGAAGCGGUUGUGGCCUCACAAGGUUCACAAAAAGGGCGGUUAACACCGCUGAUAAUCUGGAUGUGCGCCUCGUCCACCACGCCGCGGAGUCAACCCCAGGCCCAAAGCUGCCGCUCAUUGCCUACAGCACGGGGAUACUGGGUCGGACUUCGGCGUGUUUCAAUCAGGUUCUCACGCCAGUUCUGCCAGAAGGCUUGCAAAAGGAGCCCCCCCGGACAGCAUCCGAGGCCGCCAUGGCGCUGCGCCCGUCUCUCACGGCCCGGGAGGCAACACAGGCUCUGUACUCAUCAUUUUACUACCAUCCGAUGAGGCUCUACGUCUUCGGUGCCAAUGUGAGCUACAGUCUGUCCCCGGCCAUGCACAAUGCUGCUCUCAAGGCUUGUGGCAUUCCUCACCAGUACGAACCUCACUCUACGAGCAACAUCGGAAGCCUACAAGAGCUCGUCAACGAUCCUCACUUCGCCGGCGCCUCCGUGGGGCUUCCUUUCAAGGUCGAGAUUAUCAGUUUGACGCAUUCCCUAAGCCGACAUGCCAAGGCAAUCGGCGCGGUGAACACACUAAUUCCCGUGCGGUACCUUAAUCCUGACGGUAGCAUCCCCGACGACGCAAUAUUGUCCAAUCGGGGCGAUCUAGCUGGCCCGGUGAAGGCGCUCUACGGGGAGAACACGGAUUGGAUUGGCAUUCGAGCCUGCAUCCGUCGUGGCCUCUCCCCGGCUAAUGCCGUGCGACCGAGCAGUUCAGGGCUCGUCGUCGGGGCCGGUGGGAUGGCGAGGGCCGCCGUUUAUGCGAUGUUGCAGCUCGGAGUCAAGCACAUACUCAUCUUUAACCGGACGCUCGCCAACACCGAGAAGCUCGUCUCUCACUUCGAGACAUUGCUGACCCGCAACGGGCUCCCGUUAUUUAGCUCCAGUGCUGGGUCCAAAGAAAGGACAAGAUUCCACAUCAUUCGGUCUCGCGACGAUCCCUGGCCAGAGGGCUACAAGCGUCCCACCAUGAUCGUCUCGUGCAUUCCGACGCAUGGUGUUGGGGGAAGUCCGGCACCAGAAUUCACAGUCCCGGCACAGUGGCUCGAAAGCCCCACGGGCGGUGUCGUCCUAGAGCUUGAAUAUAAGACGCUCAACAGCCCCCUGCUGGAACAGGUUCGGAAGGAGGCUCAUAGGGGUUGGGUGGCGAUGGAUGGGUUGGAUUUGCUUCCUGAGCAAGGCUUUGCCCAGUUUGAGCUUUUCACCGGGCGCCGAGCGCCACGCCGUGUAAUGAGACGGGAAGUCUUCAGGGCAUACCCUGACGACCAUGGGCGUUCCAACUUUGCGCAACUAGAGCCGCGGCUUAACAACAUAACCACACAAGAAUCUUGAAAGACUUGGCAUCUGCAGCCUUUGAACGAUUCCAAAGAUCCCAGUAGUUGAGUGCUUGGUUACCCAACCGCACGGCGAAGCCGACGCACCCAUCUGUCCAAAAAUAGGUACGACGGCCGACCGGUGCGAGUCUUUUCGGCAUCUCCGCCGUGGUCGGCUGACGUUGACUCCGGCAGAGCAUUCAUCCCAAAUGCCGGCAUCUCUGCCCGUCGCGCUUCCCGAAGGUGGGGUUCCCCAGGAUAGGGGUAGCAGCCGUUACCUGUGCAACUUA